ACAACAUUUACAAAUAAUAAUCAGAUCUUAGUCUCAAAGUCUACAGAUCAGUUUGCUAUUUUUCGAUUUUUCCGGUGUUAUACCAAAUUUCCUAGUUUUCUAAUUUUUCGCAAGUUUAUUUCUCAAUUACCUUUUGUUUCCACUUUCGAGUGUUGAAGAGUGUGUGGCUAUAAAUUUUUCCACGGCUUUUAUUCCGCCUGCAAUUGCCAGCGUCUGAGAGCCAUCUCCGUUGAGUUAAUUGCAGAGUGUGUGUGUUAUUGACAUUUAAAUUCUAUCAACUUUUUAGUGAUAGUGCAUCGUCGAUUGACAGGUUCACGAUGUCCGACCCGUUGACGUUGAAAGAACUGGAGGAUGUCCGCUAUCGCAUGGACGUCGAUUCAUAUUUGGUAUUGAGCGAAUCCCUGGUCGCUUUCAACCUGACUGACACAACACGCAUCAGAUACGAUGCCACAACGAAACCCUGUUAUAAUUAUAAGGUAUUAACAAUGUUAAAGGAUAAUUACGGUUUCAAAUACCACCGUGAGUUCCACCUUGGAGGCUCAGGCAAUCACAAUACUUUCGUAAUCGCAUUGCACGAGUCGACCUCAAUACCGGUCGGUAUCAAACAAUAUUUUAUUAAGAAAGUGCUGCAAGCCGGCCUGGACGCGCUGGGCCCAGAAACGAAGACCCAAACGCACGGCAUACCGCAAGGUAUAUGCUGCGACGGGACGCAGUCGCUGAAAUUAUUUGCUGAAGACGCACCCACCGUUUGGCGACGAGUCGACGCCUUCGUCCGGGAUAAACGGACGUUGGCGAACGACAUCGUCGAAAGCGGUGAGGAAGCGAUGCACCGGAAUUAUAAUCCGGAUUUUAAAUUUUACAAGGUAUGCUUCAUGUAUUACCGAUGUAAGCACGGCAUCUUAGCCGAACCGGAAAGCGUAGGCGAAACCUUACAAUCGAUAAUAUCAUCGAACAACACGACGUCGAUUCUUCUUGUUCAAUUGCACUUUGGAACGGUACUGUACCACCCAACCCUACCUCUCUUUUUACAUUUCCCUACGGCCCUUCGGAAAUUAUCGAAAGCUAAGGAAAAAACCUUCUACAGAUGUCACGACAUACAAAACGGCGGUUACAUCACGUGUAAAUCGCCUUUCGCCGAAGAUCGAUACGAAAACAUCAGUUAUCUCCAAUCCUACGAUCCGACAUACCACAUGAUCAGACCGCAUAGAAAAGCCAAUAUGACGUUAUAUACCAUAUUCGGUGAAUAUCGCAAUUGCAGUAAGUUCGUCAAGGGGAAGACGGAAUUUAUGAAAAACUUCAUUAAAUGCCAGGAUCACAGACUGCUACAAGUUGGUGACGGUCUAAAAUUGCGAAUAGAAUUCGUGGCAAAUUUCGACGGGUUCGAAGAGGCCCUGGCCUCACUAACGCCGCAAUCGCAUUUUUUGACCUCGAUCAAAGAUCAUUUUUGUGUCGUUCGUAACGGCGACGACGGCGUAUCGGAGAAUGAAGAGUGCACCUUAGGCACUUUCCGUGGUGAUUGGCGACACCACGUAGAGAGCACAGGCGUCAAAUACCUCGGGAACCUGAUCGCCGCCAUGGCGUCUUGGAAGCAAUCACCAACUCGCGACGCCGUCAGACGCAUGUACGACGCAGAAAUCAAACUGAAGUACUUCAAUGACGGAACGACGAGACUUAUAGACUACGGACGAUUACGUAAACUUCUAGGCCGCCAAAGUCUCACUUACAUAGAGGAGUUCGACGACGACGACGACGCCGCCAACAACAACAACAACGACGACGACGACGACGAAGACAACAACAACGACGACAAUGACGACAACAACGAAGACGACAUCGAAGACAUCAUCGACGACGAAGACGACGACGAUAACGACGACAACGAUAACAGCAACAACGAUAACGAUACCAACAACAACGAACAACGUGGCUUACUCAAAUAUAUCUGUACGGACGAGGACAGCAACCAUAUUUUAUCUAUGAGUUUCAGAUUUCAAGAUAUUAAGAUAUUCUAUUCCACCAUAACGAUGGUGUGGUACCGCAAGUACUUACAGAUAUAUUUGCGUGCGGCCGACAAAUACGACUAUAUCACUCGACCCCACCUAGUACUGAUGAAAGCCAUCGCCCACAUGUCUUACCUACAAUACGGACCGCAUACUAAUGCGUGGACACGACCGACAACUAAAGACUUUGGCACCACUCACGUACUCCACGCUUUACGUCGACGACGGUCCUCUAGUGGCCUUCGUUGGCGAAUAAUCGGCAGACUCGAUCCUCGGCAAGUGGUGUCGGCGAUCGAGACGCCGAAUCACAAUAGCAUUUCCCUUUUUCUAUCAGCCACCAAAAGCCACCCACAAUACCGACAAGACCUUCUACGCACCUACAUAUACAAUAACGUAAACUACUUUCCAGCAUAUCCCAUCACAAAGUCACUUCGCGGAAUGAUCUGA
Messenger RNA from Harmonia axyridis, 2447 nucleotides. RefSeq lists its product as uncharacterized. The coding region runs from base 318 to 2447 and encodes 709 amino acids. The record is from RefSeq and is a predicted model, not a curated record. The transcript has 3 exons. Lineage: Eukaryota; Metazoa; Arthropoda; Insecta; Coleoptera; Coccinellidae.